UUCCCCCUCACACUCAUUUGCCGCCCAUUAUCAUAGUACCUGAGUACCUCACAAUCACCAGCACCCUUCUCCUCCCUCAUCGCCCUGGGACAGGGCUACUGUCCCCAUGGGGCUGAGGGGACCUGAGGCACAGAGUGACUUGGACACACAAUGAGUCUGUGUCAGACCAGGGGCUUGAUCCCAGGUCUCCUGACUCAUAGGCUAGUGCACAAACCAAAGGGCCUCCUUCAGCUACCAGCAGCUUCUUGGCUAUGGUUCCCAGUAGCCCUGAGAGCCCAAGCGCUAGCCAGGCACUACAGUGCCCCUCACUUUAGCAGCAUGUGGGUGGGGUGGGCUCAGUUUCCCUUGCAGAGUCAGCUUCUCACUUUCUCCUAUGGUUUGUGUGGACCAUUCACCCAGCAGCCAGGCAGAGACCCCGGGCAGAAGGCAGGGAGACGUGGCUGUGAUGCCCCCAUGCACAGGGGCACUUGAGCAGUGUGAUUACCUGAAUCUGUGGUUCCCCCUCCAGGAGAGGGCAGCAUAAGGCUGCGGCAUUCACGUCUCCAGCAAUGCAAGUCACAACCCCCGCACCAGCUGCGUGUGUGUGAUGCCCGUGUUGUGUGCAUGACGCCCACACAGCACCACCGUGUGCGUGACAUCCAUGCCGUAUGCGUGACGCCUGUGCAGUACCACCGUGUGCGUGACGCCCGCGCCAUGUGUGACGCCUGUGCUGUGUGCGUGAUGCCCAUGCCGUGUGCAUGGCGUCCGCGCUAUGUGCAUGCCCAUGCCGUGUGCGUGACACCCACGUGACAUUGUGGCUCCCGCAGGUUCGGUGAGAAGGAGGCGUACAUGGGGUUCAUGAACGAAUUCCUGGAGCACAACUGGAGCCGCAUGAAGUUGUUCCUGCAGAGCGUGGCCAACCCUGACAGCAGUGCCCACCUGGUGGCUUACGACGGCUAUGUGGACUUGGCGCUGGAGCUCUCCACCCUGCAUUCGCUGCUCUGCGACAUAUUCACCGGCCUGGACCAGCGAACGAGGGAGCAGUUAGAGCCCCUGCCGACCAUCCUCAAUGCCAUCAAAGAGGGGACACCAGUGCCUGUCUCCAUCAGACUUGGCCCCGGCAUGGACAGGUACCUCCUCUUCCCUCCCCAGGAGCGGUGAUCCAUGCAGUGCAGGACUCCAUGGGCCUGGGGGGUUCUGUCAUUGACAGCAGCAGGAGCAGGACAGGGCUGUUGGA
This is a messenger RNA of Chrysemys picta bellii (western painted turtle), 1216 nucleotides long. The record is from RefSeq and is a predicted model, not a curated record. Lineage: Eukaryota; Metazoa; Chordata; Testudines; Emydidae.